UAGUUGAAGAGGGGGAGGCCUCGGACUUCUCGCUGGCCUGGGAUUCCUCUGUGGCAACAGCAGGAGGCCUAGAAGGAGGGCCAGAGUGUGAUCCGAAAGCCAGCCGUGCGCUGGAAGACAGGAACAGCGUGACAAGUCAAGAGGAGAGAAAUGAGGACGAUGAAGACAUGGAAGAUGAGUCAAUUUACACCUGCGAUCACUGUCAGCAGGACUUCGACUCUCUGGCAGACCUGACGGACCACCGGGCCCACCGCUGUCCUGGAGAUGGUGAUGACGACCCACAGCUCUCCUGGGUGGCUUCGUCUCCCUCCAGCAAGGAUGUUGCGUCACCUACGCAGAUGAUCGGAGAUGGUUGUGACCUCGGCCUCGGUGAAGAGGAAGGAGGCACCGGCCUGCCGUACCCUUGCCAGUUCUGCGACAAGUCCUUCAUCCGCCUGAGCUACUUGAAGAGGCACGAGCAGAUCCACAGCGACAAGCUGCCGUUCAAGUGCACCUACUGCAGCCGCCUCUUCAAGCACAAGAGGAGCCGAGACCGGCACAUCAAGCUGCACACAGGCGACAAGAAGUACCACUGUCACGAGUGCGAGGCGGCUUUCUCCCGUAGCGACCACCUCAAGAUCCACCUGAAGACCCACAGCUCCAGCAAGCCAUUCAAGUGCAGCGUGUGCAAGCGCGGCUUCUCCUCCACCAGCUCUCUGCAGAGCCACAUGCAAGCCCACAAGAAGAACAAGGAACACCUGGCUAAGUCGGAGAAGGAGGCCAAGAAGGACGACUUCAUGUGUGAUUACUGCGAGGACACCUUUAGCCAGACGGAGGAGCUGGAGAAGCACGUGCUCACCUUGCACCCGCAGCUCUCCGAGAAGGCGGACCUGCAGUGCAUCCACUGCCCUGAGGUCUUUGUUGAUGAGAGCACGCUGCUUGCCCACAUCCACCAAGCCCACGCCAACCAGAAACAUAAGUGCCCCAUGUGCCCCGAGCAGUUCUCCUCGGUGGAGGGUGUAUACUGCCACCUGGACAGCCACCGGCAACCCGACUCCAGCAAUCACAGUGUCAGCCCCGACCCUGUGCUGGGCAGCGUGGCUUCUAUGAGCAGCGCUACACCUGACUCCAGCGCCUCGGUGGAGCGUGGCUCCACGCCAGACUCCACUUUGAAGCCACUGAGGGGGCAGAAGAAGAUGCGGGAUGAUGGGCAGAGCUGGUCCAAGGUGGUCUACAGCUGCCCCUAUUGUUCUAAGCGGGACUUUACCAGCCUGGCUGUGCUGGAGAUUCAUCUGAAGACCAUCCACGCGGAUAAACCUCAGCAGAGCCACACGUGUCAGAUCUGCCUAGACUCCAUGCCCACCCUUUACAACCUCAACGAGCAUGUGCGCAAGCUACACAAGAGCCACGCCUACCCUGUCAUGCAGUUUGGCAACAUUUCAGCCUUCCACUGCAACUACUGCCCUGAGAUGUUCGCUGAUAUCAACAGCCUGCAGGAGCACAUCCGAGUCUCCCACUGUGGCCCCAAUGCCAACCCUCCUGAUGGUAAUAACGCUUUCUUCUGCAACCAGUGCUCCAUGGGCUUCCUCACUGAGUCCUCCCUUACUGAACACAUCCAACAGGCACAUUGCAGCGUGGGUAGCACCAAGCUGGAGUCUCCUGUCGUGCAGCCCACGCAGUCCUUCAUGGAGGUCUACUCCUGCCCUUACUGUACCAACUCUCCUAUCUUUGGCUCCAUCCUGAAGCUCACUAAGCACAUCAAAGAGAACCACAAGAACAUUCCUCUGGCGCACAGCAAGAAGUCCAAGGCAGAGCAGAGCCCCGUCUCCUCUGACGUCGAGGUGUCUUCCCCCAAACGGCAGCGUCUCUCGGGGAGUGCCAAUUCCAUCUCGAAUGGCGAGUAUCCCUGCAAUCAGUGCGACCUCAAGUUCUCCAACUUCGAGAGCUUUCAGACCCACCUGAAGCUGCACCUGGAGCUGCUGCUUCGGAAGCAGGCCUGCCCCCAGUGCAAAGAAGACUUUGACUCCCAGGAGUCCCUCCUGCAGCAUCUGACGGUGCACUACAUGACCACGUCCACCCACUAUGUCUGCGAGAGCUGCGACAAGCAGUUCUCCUCCGUGGACGACUUGCAGAAGCACCUACUGGACAUGCACACCUUCGUGCUCUACCACUGCACCCUGUGCCAGGAGGUCUUCGACUCCAAGGUGUCCAUUCAGGUGCACCUGGCCGUGAAACACAGCAACGAGAAGAAGAUGUACCGCUGCACGGCUUGCAACUGGGACUUCCGCAAGGAGGCUGACCUGCAGGUGCACGUGAAGCACAGUCACCUCGGCAACCCGGCCAAGGCCCACAAGUGCAUCUUCUGCGGUGAGACCUUCAGCACCGAGGUGGAGCUCCAGUGCCACAUCACCACGCACAGCAAGAAGUACAACUGCAGGUUCUGCAGCAAGGCCUUCCACGCCGUCAUCCUGCUGGAGAAGCACCUGCGGGAGAAGCACUGUGUGUUCGAUGCAGCUGCAGAGAACGGCACGACCAACGGGGUGCCCCCCACUUCCACCAAGAAGGCAGAGCCUGCUGACCUGCAGGGCAUGCUGCUCAAGAACCCCGAGGCACCAAACAGCCACGAGGCGAGUGAGGACGACGUGGAUGCAUCAGAGCCCAUGUAUGGCUGUGACAUCUGCGGCGCAGCCUACACCAUGGAGGUGCUGCUGCAGAACCACCGGCUUCGGGAUCACAACAUCCGGCCCGGCGAGGACGACGGCUCUCGGAAGAAGGCAGAAUUCAUCAAGGGCAGCCACAAAUGCAAUGUGUGCUCACGGACUUUCUUCUCGGAGAACGGGCUCCGGGAACACCUGCAGACGCACCGGGGCCCGGCCAAGCACUACAUGUGUCCCAUCUGUGGCGAGCGCUUCCCCUCGCUGCUGACGCUCACUGAGCACAAGGUGACCCACAGCAAGAGCCUGGACACGGGCACCUGUCGCAUCUGCAAAAUGCCCCUGCAGAGCGAGGAGGAGUUCAUUGAGCACUGCCAGAUGCACCCCGACUUGCGCAACUCCCUCACUGGCUUCCGCUGUGUGGUCUGUAUGCAGACUGUCACCUCCACGUUGGAGCUCAAGAUCCAUGGCACCUUCCACAUGCAGAAGCUGGCGGGCAGCUCGGCUGCCUCCUCCCCCAAUGGCCAGGGCCUGCAGAAGCUCUACAAGUGCGCCCUGUGCCUCAAAGAGUUCCGUAGCAAGCAGGACCUGGUCAGGCUUGAUGUCAAUGGGCUUCCCUAUGGCCUAUGUGCCGGCUGCAUGGCCCGUAGUGCCAAUGGACAGGUGGGUGGCCUGGCCCCACCCGAACCUGCUGACCGGCCUUGUGCUGGUCUCCGCUGCCCUGAAUGCAACGUGAAGUUCGAGAGUGCCGAGGACCUGGAGAGCCACAUGCAGGUGGACCACCGUGAUCUUACACCAGAGACCAGUGGGCCCCGGAAAGGGGCCCAGACAUCACCAGUGCCCCGGAAAAAGACGUACCAGUGUAUCAAGUGCCAGAUGACCUUCGAGAACGAGAGAGAGAUCCAGAUCCACGUUGCCAACCACAUGAUCGAGGAAGGCAUUAACCACGAGUGUAAGCUGUGCAACCAGAUGUUCGACUCCCCAGCCAAGCUCCUCUGCCACCUCAUCGAGCACAGCUUCGAGGGCAUGGGUGGUACUUUCAAGUGCCCCGUGUGCUUUACAGUCUUCGUCCAGGCCAACAAGCUGCAACAGCAUAUCUUUGCCGUGCACGGACAGGAGGACAAAAUCUACGACUGCUCGCAGUGCCCGCAGAAGUUUUUCUUCCAGACAGAGUUGCAGAACCACACGAUGAGCCAGCACGCACAGUGAGGGACCUCGCGACAGGACACCUCUCCGCAGAAGGCUUGCCGGAGACGCCGUGGGGAGGGCCAUUUGAACAUUACAUCCAAUCAAAGUGUCAUUUGCAACCCAGAUGUAAAACUCUAAUGAUUUGGCCAUGAGGCGCUGCUAUUAUAAGCAGCUGGAAAUGAAUAUUAAUGGCAGAGAUUAAAAGUAUUCCAUGCUCAGUGUUUUUUAUUGUCCUGCUACAGCUAGUGUGCUUUUAGAGUUUUCGCCGCAGAGUACAUUUCUAGUGUUAGAGAAACCUGCUUUUUGAGGCUAUUGUCCUUUGUUCCUUCAUGUA
Molecule: messenger RNA, 4155 nt
Organism: Arvicola amphibius (Eurasian water vole)
Lineage: Eukaryota; Metazoa; Chordata; Mammalia; Rodentia; Cricetidae
Gene: Znf423
Product: zinc finger protein 423
Exons: 7
Coding region: 168-3842 (1224 amino acids)
Biological process (GO): regulation of transcription by RNA polymerase II
Cellular component (GO): nucleus
Molecular function (GO): RNA polymerase II transcription regulatory region sequence-specific DNA binding; DNA-binding transcription factor activity, RNA polymerase II-specific
Source: RefSeq, a predicted model, not a curated record